CCGUAGCUCUAGCCCGACGUUCGGGAUCUCAACGCGGAUCUCGCAAGGUACCUGGGGCUCUGGCUUCUCGGCUUUCAAAUAUUGUGCCCGUGACUCCCAGAUGUUGUUGAAUCUGAAUGUCUCCGUUCCACCACCUCAUUCAACCUUUUCGCUUUUCCUUUGAGAUACCCAGUGCUCCUGUCGUUCCCGUUCUUCUUUGCACAUUUCCGUUUCUGAGAUACCCAAACAGGAAAUCAUGGUUGGCUCAGCUGAUAGACACCUGAGCCCCAGCCACUAUGACAUUGUCAUUGUUGGCGCCGGCCCCGUCGGCUUGAUGCUGUCGACCUGCCUGGCGAGAUGGGGUUACAAGAUCAAGCACAUCGACAACAGGGCGGAGCCCACUCCGACUGGCCGGGCUGACGGUAUCCAGCCCCGUUCGCUCGACUUGCUCCGGAACAUGGGCCUCAAGUCGGCCAUCAUGGCUCACAAGCCCGCUCGUGUCUAUGAAGUGGCCUUCUGGGACCCGCCAAAGGCCGGCAAGGGCAUUGUCAGGACCGGCACCUGGGCCAGCUGCCCCAGCUUCAUCGACGCCAGAUACCCCUUUACCACCCUCCUUCAUCAGGGCCUGAUCGAGCGCGUCUUUAUCGCCGACCUCGAGAAGAACGGCGUCAAGGUCCAGAGGCCGUGGACCAUCAAAGCCUUCACGUCCAACGAGAAGGAGAAUCCCGAUUACCCGGUCACGGUUGAUCUGGAGCAUGUCGAUGGCACCGCCAAGGAGACCAUCAAGGCGAAGUACCUGUUUGGCGGCGAGGGUGCGCGGUCAUUUAUCCGUGACCAGCUCAAGAUCGGCAUCAAGCACAAAGACCCCAUUGCCUACGUGUGGGGUGUCAUGGACGGCGUCGUCAAGACAGACUUUCCCGAUAUCAAGAUGAAAUGCACAAUCCACUCCGAGCACGGCUCUAUCAUGGUUAUUCCGCGCGAGAACAACAUGGUCCGUCUCUAUAUCCAGAUCGCCUCCUCUACCGACCCCGACUUCAACCCACGGAAAACAGCGACCGCGGAGGAAGUCCAGGCCUCCGCCAAACGAAUCCUGCAGCCCUACUCGAUCGAGUGGGAGAGGGUGGAAUGGUACUCUGUCUAUCCCAUUGGCCAGGGUAUCUCUGACAGAUACACUCUGGACCACCGCGUCUUCCUCGGCGGUGAUGCCUGUCACACCCACAGCCCCAAGGCCGGCCAGGGGAUGAACACGGCGUUCCUGGAUGCGCUCAACCUUGCGUGGAAAAUCCACGCCGUUGAGGCCGGCUUCGCCAACCGCGAGAUCCUUAAGACGUACGAGCCUGAGCGCAAGGACGUCGCCGAGACGCUGCUGGCCUUCGACAACAAGUACGCCAAGCUCUUCUCCCAGCGGCCGCCCGCCGCGAACGAAGUCGCCGCUGCCUCAGCCCAGGCCAACAGCGACCACGAAGAGAACGAGUUCAUCAAGACCUUCAAGGAAUCCUGCGAGUUCACCAGCGGCUACGGCGUCGCCUACAAGGCCAACGCCCUCAACUGGUCCCCCUCCCACCCGGCCCAGUCGCACGUCGUGCACCCCAACUCCACCAAGCUCGUUCCGGGCCGCCUGCUCAUCAACGCCGAUGUCACUCGCGUCGUCGACGCCAACGUCGUCCACCUCGAGCAGGAAAUCCCCCUGAACGGCUCAUUCCGCAUCUUUGUCUUCGCCGGCAAACCAACCACCACCGCCCAGGCCCUGCGCGACCUCGCGACCAACAUGGCCAAGAAGGAUUCGUUUUACACCGCCUACACCCGCCCGGACAUCGACCGCGUCAGCCACCAUGAGCGCCAUAACCCGCACUCGCUCUUCUUCACCAUCUGCACCGUGUUUGCCGCGCGCCGCCCCGAGAUCGAGAUCUCGCGCGACCUGCCCCCGCUGCUGGCCCGGUACAGGGACCACGUGUACGCCGACGACCGGUGGGACCGCCGCGUGCCAGAGGCUAAAGCGUGCGCGCACGCCAAGAUGGGAUUGGACGAGGAGAAAGGCGGCGUGGUGGUCGUCCGGCCGGACGGGUACGUUGGUGUCGUGGUGGCACUGCAGGAGGGGAGCGCCACGGUCGAUGCACUGAAUGCGUACUUUGGGGCGUUUUGUUCCAAGAAGCUUGGAAAGACGCAGGCGCAGCUGUAAGGGGUAGGAGGGAGAUAGUGGGAAAUCGGAUAAUGAUCGUUGAUUUAUGAUGUAUAGAUGUGUAAAGGGUCAUGGGACGUUCUCUCGUUGCAACUGGAGCCUUAAUGGAGGCCGGCGGGAAGGUUGCGUUGCUAUUACAUUUGUACAUAUUUCGGACCUAGUGUCAUGUAUAUAAACAGACUCUGAAGUUUGACCUUCGUGCUC
This is a messenger RNA of Parathielavia appendiculata, 2362 nucleotides long. RefSeq lists its product as uncharacterized. The record is from RefSeq and is a predicted model, not a curated record. Gene Ontology annotation, molecular function: FAD binding; oxidoreductase activity. The coding region runs from base 236 to 2158 and encodes 640 amino acids. The transcript is spliced from 4 exons. NCBI's taxonomy places the organism in Eukaryota, Fungi, Ascomycota, Sordariomycetes, Sordariales, Chaetomiaceae.